AUGUACCAGAUUCACAACACUUUCAUCACAUUACUCGAUACAAUGCUGAUUACUCUAGAAUGCGUUCUACUUGCGUUACAGGCGGUUUCUGCAGUUCGACUUGUAUUAGAAUCACCAAUUGAAAUUACUGGUCAAUCAAACAAUAGGCUAUCAAAACGAUCACCCGUUGAAUUGAGUGGUGGUAUUAACAAAUGCUUCACAAUUAGAUCCAAUGUUAAUGGAGUCGAUUUGAAUUUACAAGUCGAUUCAUCAAUGGCUGAUACGAUCGUACCACUUUCUAGUUCAAGCAGCGAUAUAGGUUUGGCUAUACAAAGUAUUACAAGUGGAAAGACCGUUACUAUAAAUUACAAAGGCGAAGAGUAUAGUGGAUUUAGUUCCACAGCCGCUGUGACGAUUCCGGGUACCGAAAUAACUGGCAUCAAUUUACCAGCAAUCUUGGUUGAAAAAAAGUCGCCAGAUCUAAUUGGCAUUGGUGGAAAACUCAAACAAGGAGUAUUUGGGUUUGCCUAUCCCUUGUUGUCAAAUCAUCAUUCACAAACCACUGCGAUGGAUGCUUUGUACAGCAAUAAUGUCAUUCCCAGUAACGAGGUUAGUAUUCAACUAUGUCCAUAUGAGAUGUUGCAGGAAAGCUUCAUCAAUAUAGGAAACACGGACAUAACUCCAAAAUGCAGAACGGAUGGAAAAAGUGUUGCAUGGGUACAAUCACCAACAACCGAUGAAUUUACUGUCGACAUCAAGAGUAUACUAGUCAAUGACAAACAAGUGGAUCUGCCUGCUGGAUUCCAAAAAAAGGUGGAAUAUGGACGUACUUUGUAUUCGGUUAUACAUACAUGCUUUACAUAUAUAUGUCUCCCUGAAAUAGUCGUGACAACGUUGAUUGAUGCUAUUCUUGAUAGUGAUGCGAUCACUGUCAAGAAUACUAUGUUUAGUAACAAUCACCUCGGCAAAAGAAGGAUUAAAAAGAGAUUGCGGAAAAACUAUUUAAUGUUUGAGCCCAAUUAUAAUAUCGAUUGGAACAAGAUGCCGUCGCUUUCAAUUACAAUGUUUGCUCAAACCCCUGUAACUGAUGACAAUCGCGAUUCCGUUGUAACAAUCAAACUAGGUCCCAAAGACUAUAUGCAGAGAAUUGACUCUAAAUAUGUUAGAUUUGCUGUAAAAAUUUGUUCAAGUGAUUACGCAACUCUUGGUAUACAAUUUAUGAUUCGACUUGGAUUGACAUUUGAUUUACAAAAUACACGCAUUGGAUUUGGUCCUGGAUGUGGAUGCGAAGUCUCGACUGAUGGAUAUCCUAUUAUUUCAAACGGUCAUGAAGUGCUCUGGUCACCAUCACAAUUGCCUGAACAACCAAGUGGUUCAAGUUCAGAUGGCACAUCUACUCUUAGGAGAUCAUUGUCGCGACUUGGUAGUACUCUCCGUGGUAUUGAUAUGAUGUACAUCGGAACUCUUGGUGAUAAUCAUCAAGUAGCUGUACCUGAAGACACUCACCACGCUGUCAAGAGUCGCAAACAGACUCUCAAUAAACUCGACUGA
Batrachochytrium dendrobatidis JAM81 is the source of this 1530-nucleotide messenger RNA. RefSeq lists its product as uncharacterized. NCBI's taxonomy places the organism in Eukaryota, Fungi, Chytridiomycota, Chytridiomycetes, Rhizophydiales. The transcript has 5 exons. The record is from RefSeq and is a predicted model, not a curated record. The coding region runs from base 1 to 1530 and encodes 509 amino acids. Gene Ontology annotation, molecular function: aspartic-type endopeptidase activity. Gene Ontology annotation, biological process: proteolysis.